AUGGAAUCCGGUCGUAUUUUCUUUGACUCCAAGUACAACGGCAACAUGUUAUUUCUGGGAAAUGGCGACUCUGUUUAUCGAGGAGUAAGAUCGGCGAUGAACAUAGAGGAAACCUCGAAGAGGCGGCCUUUUUUCAGCUCGCCGGAAGAAUUGUAUGAUGAAGAAUACUACGACGAGCAGCUGCCGGAGAAGAAGCGCCGUCUCAGUCUUGAGCAGGUGCACUUGCUGGAGAAAAGCUUUGAAACGGAGAAUAAGCUGGAGCCGGAUCGCAAGUCCCAACUAGCGAAGAAGCUAGGCCUGCAGCCGCGGCAGGUGGCGGUUUGGUUCCAGAACCGCCGUGCACGGUGGAAGACCAAACAGCUGGAAAGGGAUUAUGAUCAACUCAAGUCCUCGUAUGAUUCUCUUUUAUCCAAUUAUGACUCCAUUCUCAAAGAUAAUGAGAAACUGAAAGCUGAGGUUCUUUCCUUGACAGAGAAGCUGCAAGGAAAAGAGGCUGCCGUAGAGAAAUCCGAUCCGUCCUUGGUGGAUGCUCCGGCCGAUUCCCCUGUCCAACUCAUCUUGAAGGUAGAAGACCGUCUCAGUAGUGGCAGUGAUGGAAGUUCAGUGAUGGAUGAUCAGGAAGCUCCACAGCUUGUGGAUAGUGGUGAUUCCUAUUUUCCCAACAAUUAUUACCUGGGUUGUGUGUCUGUCGGGGUGGAGGGUAUUCAAUCCGAGGAGGAGGACGGCAGUGAUGAUUGCGGCAGCUAUUUCUCGAACACGUUGGUGGCGGCCGAAAAGCAGGAGGGUGAGCCACUGGGCUGGACUCUUGAGUUCCGUGGAACAAAAGUCUGGGUAUCCACGACCUACGUAAUGUCAGAGACUGCUCUCAGAGAUGUCAAUACAAUACCUGAAUCACAGAGAAAUGAAGGAAGCUCUGGUAAUGGAAAUUUUGUGAGGUCUCAGGUUGAGCACAAGGAUGAAAACAUCGAAGAAAUGCAAAAUAUAAAGACAGACUCAGUUGUAACUCCCAUUAAGAAAGAUGGGACAGAGAAUAAUGGAGUAGAGGUGGGGAAUUCAGAAGUGGAAUACAUUGAAUCUGAGAAUUUGAAUACUGUAGAAGACGUAGAGAACUGUCUGAAGACACUCCUAUCCAGACUAGACUCCAAAGACUGGGUUUCGGUGUGUGAGGCACUUAACGAUGUACGCAGAUUGUCUAUAUUUCACAAGCAAGCAAUUGUUGGCAUGUUGAAUGAUGUGAUGUCCUUAAUAGUGAAAUCGCUGAAGAAUCCAAGAAGUGCUGUUUGUAAAACUGCUAUUAUGACUUCUGCCGAUAUUUUCAAAAUAUACAGUGAUGACAUCAUUGAUGCACUGGAUCCAUUGCUUGUACAACUUCUUCUGAAAUCUUCACAAGACAAAAAGUUCGUGUGCGAGGCAGCUGAAAGUGCUUUGAUAGCUCUAACAACUUGGGUUUCUCCUGUUCUAUUGUUACCCAAGCUGGAACCUCAUAUAAAGAACAGAAACCCUCGAAUCCGGGCAAAGGCUUCUAUGUGCAUUUGUCGAAGUGUGCCUCGGUUGGGAGUUGACAGGAUCGAAGCCUUUGGGAUUGACAAAUUGGUUCAAAUAGGUGCAUCCCAGCUUAGUGACCGGCUUCCUGAGUCCAGGGAUGCAGCUCGUACUCUGUUGUUGGAGCUGCAAUCUGUGUACGAGAAAUCUCAUAUCCUAAAACCAACUACUGUAUCCGAGGAACCAAAGAUAGCCUCUUGGGAGAAUUUCUGUCAAUCGAAGCUAUCACCUUUGAGUGCUCAAGCUGUCCUUCGUGUGACCAAUAUUACAAGAGAGGGACUUGUUUUGGGUUCAUAA
Molecule: messenger RNA, 1839 nt
Organism: Fraxinus pennsylvanica
Lineage: Eukaryota; Viridiplantae; Streptophyta; Magnoliopsida; Lamiales; Oleaceae
Source: the annotation of a GenBank genome assembly